Oncorhynchus gorbuscha (pink salmon) is the source of this 1500-nucleotide messenger RNA. Its product is annotated as lysosomal amino acid transporter 1 homolog. NCBI's taxonomy places the organism in Eukaryota, Metazoa, Chordata, Actinopteri, Salmoniformes, Salmonidae. The record is from RefSeq and is a predicted model, not a curated record. Bases 359 to 1279 code for a protein of 306 amino acids. The transcript is spliced from 8 exons.
AAAAGUAAUUUGAUGCCAUUUCGGAGGACAGGAGUGGGCGAGAAUAAUUGAUCGUUUACAAAAUAAUAAAAGUAUGGGAAAUUAAAUAGCUUAGCGGAAUAUAUCGCUCAAUCAAAACAUAACGGCAGCCGAGUUGAGAUGGAGAGCCGUCGCACAGUAACACGAAGGUCGAGAAAUCAACGCAUCCGACUCAUCCAAUGACAUCGCCACACGCUCGUUUGCCAACCUGUAGCCUAGGUGUGGUGGGCUCGAGGGCGGUCAGUGUUUGGUGUCAUCAAACGAACACUUCCACAUCAUCGCGCUCGGAUUCUUCCACGGAGGCAGAGGGACUGACGCUGGGACGGACAUAGUCGCCCCCAUGCCCCGCUUCCCGGGGAGGACUGCGGACGUGGCCGCUAACCUGACUUCCCCCGUGCUGGGUCGGCCACUGUGCGCUAACGGGACGCCCUGGAUCCUCUACCUGUUUGAGGAAUGCGUGGAGAAUGUGUGGGAAUACUGGAGCGUAGUCAUCGGGCUGAUUUCAAUGUUCUGUUUCUUGCUGUCUACUCUACCGCAAGUCUAUGAGGCUUAUCGUAAUGGUAAAGUGGAGGAGGCCAUGUCGUUUGGCUUUCUGCUCUUCCUCUUCAGUGGGGACCUCAGCAGUCUAAUAGGCUGCGUCCUGACCAGCCAGCUGCCCAUCCAGAUUGUGACAGUAGUGUUCUACAUCUUCACUGAUCUCCUGCUCAUCUCCCAGUUCCUCUACUACAAGAUAAAGAACAACUCAUCUAAAAAGCGCCCCACGUUGAAGUGGUUGUGUUUCCUGUGGUGCGGGGCUUCCACUGUGGCCCUCCUGAUCCUCCCCAAGUUCAUCACUGACAACAACCCCUCUGCCAACACUCAGGGUGCCUCUAACAGCGUGGAGAUCUCUGGUUAUGCCUGUGGAUACCUGGCCUCCAUAUUCUACCUCUCCUCUCGUUUUCCACAGCUCUACAAAAAUUUUAAGCGACAGUCUACAGAGGGCACGUCGUACAUGCUGUUUGCCCUGGCCAUGAUGGGCAACGGGACCUACGGGCUCAGUGUCAUUGUGGUUCUACCAGCUCUGGCCGGCUCCAAACAGGCCUUCAUUCUCAAACAUCUGGCCUGGCUCAUCGGCAGCCUGGGAGUCCUCCUCCUAGACUUCUUUGUCACCGCCCAGUUCAUCAUCUAUAGGAAGAACCACUCCGCCAAAACCAGCAAGAAUAUGAACGUUCCUGAAGUAGAACCUCUGCUCUGUGAAGAGGAGGAACUGUCCACGUUCUAGAGUGAGAACAUUAUGGAAGUUCUAGAGUGAGAACAUUAUGGAAGUUCUAGAGUGAGAACAUUAUGGAAGUUCUAGAGUGAGAACAUUAUGGAAGUUCUAGAGUGAGAACAUUAUGGAAGUUCUAGAGUGAGAACAUUAUGGAAGUUCUAGAGUGAGAACAUUAUGGAAGUUCUAGAGUGAGAACAUUAUGGAAGUUCUAGAGUGAGAACAUUAUGGAAGUU